CGAAUAUAUAUCAAGCGAGUGUCAAAGAUUGGUGAUGUCCAUAAUGUAUUCAACAUGUAAACACGACAACUCAACGAGAUAUUCGUGCUUCAUUGCUUCGCAUCAAUUAUUGUAUUAUUAAAUCUUGUAAUAGUAAACAGGUUAGAGUAAACAAAUAUUGGUCCAUUUUGUUCACAAUUCACCAUUACAAGCAGCAAAACUUUUCCUCCAAUCUUAUUUGACUUUUGAGCAUACUUGAGACACCAUGGUUUUGGAACUCGUUGGUGGAGCUUUUCUAGGGGCUGUGUUUAAUGUGCUGCUUGAAAGAAUAGCUUCCCCUGAAGUACUCAGCUUCUUGAAGGAGAAGAAAAUGAACAACAGGUUGCUGAAGAAGUUGAAGCUGAUUUUGCUGUCAGUUCAUGGAGUUCUUGAUGAUGCAGAGGGAAAGCAGAUUACAAAUCCAGCAGUAAAAGAAUGGCUAGAUGAGCUUAAAGAUGCUGCAUAUGAAGCUGAUGAUUUGUUGGAUGAGAUAUACACAAGAUCUAAAUAUGGUGCUGGUGAGGUAUGCAACUUUGACUUUAAUUCUUGGAGCUCAUUUGAGAAUGAAGUUGAAGAAAAAAUGGAGGAGAUCAUUGAGAAGUUAGAAUUUAUCGCGAAGCAGAAAGAUUUCCUUGGUCUAACUGGGGAUAUAGGAGUGAAGAUCCCACAGAAGACUCCCACAACAUCUAUAGUUGAAGGGUCUAAUGUAUAUGGAAGAGAUGAUGAUAAGGAGUUCAUAAUCAAGCUACUAUUUGAUGUUGAAAAUGGUGAUGACAAGAUAGGAGUGAUUCCUAUUGUUGGCAUGGCCGGAAUUGGAAAAACAACCUUGGCUCAACUUGCUUACAAUGAUGUUAGAGUGAAGGAACACUUUGAUCUCAGAGCUUGGGUCUGUGUUUCUGAGGAUUUUGACAUAUUCAAGAUCACUGAAACACUUUUGGAGAUUCUCACCAUGUGCAAUCAUGCUAUUAGAGAUCUAGAUUCACUUCAAGUUGAACUGAAGAGGAGGUUGAAAGGGAAGAAGUAUUUGUUUGUUUUGGAUGAUAUGUGGAAUGAAAACUAUGAUGAUUGGGACAUGUUGAGAAAUCUUCUUCAAUAUGGUGCUCAUGGGAGUAAGAUCAUUGUGACUACAAGAAGCGAGCGAGUAGCAUCAAUCAUGCAAACCAUUCCAUCAUAUCACUUGGGAUAUUUAUCAGAUGAAGAUUGUUGGAUGUUGUUUGCAAAGCAUGCAUUUGAUUAUAGAAGCUCUGAUACCUAUAAAAUCUUGGAAGGAAUUGGUAAAAGCAUUGCUAAGAAGUGUAAGGGGUUGCCUCUGGCUGCGAAAACAUUAGGAGGACUAUUGCGCUCUAAAACAGAUGUGAAAGAAUGGGACAACAUAUUGAAGAAUGAGAUAUGGGAGUUGUCAGAUAGAAAGAGCAAUAUUCUUCCAGCUUUGAGAUUGAGUUAUUAUUAUCUCCCUUCACAUUUAAAGCGAUGUUUUGCUUACUGCUCAAUCUUUCCUAAAGGGUACGAAUUCGACAGAGAGGAGUUGAUAUUGUUAUGGAUGGCAGAGAAUCUACUGAAAGAACCAAAAAGAAACAGAAGACUUGAAGAAGUUGGAGAUGAGUACUUUCAUGAAUUGGUAGCAAGGUCAUUUUUCCAACAAUCAAGACAUAAUGGAUCACUCUUUGUGAUGCAUGAUCUUAUCAAUGAUCUUGCUAAAUAUGUAUCUGGAAAAUUCUGCAUCAGAUUGGAAAACAACUUAGAUGAAGAUGCCGGGGAAAGGACUCGUCACUUGUCACAAAUUAUUGCAAAUAGGUAUCCAUCUAUAAACUUUGAUGCUUUCCAAAAGGCAAGUGGUCUACACACUUUUUUGCAAUUAAGCUUGGUGGAUCCACCAAUAUGCCUUUUCAACAAGGUGCCAAAGGAUCUGUUUAUGAAGCUAAGGCGCUUGCGAGUGUUAUCUUUGGUUGGUGCGCGUGGUAGUCUUAACGAAUUGCUCCAUUUCAUUGCCAAACUCAGACAUCUGAGAUACUUGGAUGUGUCACAAACUCAAAUAAAGAAGUUACCUGGUUCCAUCUGUACUUUAUACAACUUACAAACACUCAAGGCUGCAAGAUGUCCUCAUCUCAUAGAAUUGCCAAGGAAUAUGCAUUGUCUAGUCAAUUUAAGAUACCUUGACAUCUCGGCUUCUCGGAUAGAACGGAUGCCAUUGCACAUGAGUAAUCUAAAAAGCCUGCAAAAGUUGAGCAAUUUCUUCGUGAGCAAGGAAUCUGCUUCUUCGAUUGGUGAAUUAGGCGAACUAUCACAUCUAAGAGGUUCUUUGAUGAUUCAAAACAUAAAGAAUGUGGUUGAUCCUAAAGAUGCAAUGCAAGCAAGUUUGAAGGACAAGAGGAAUCUUGAUAAGUUGACUUUUGAUUGGGGAAGGUCUGCUGAUACAGAAAAUUCCCAGCAUGAAAAGAACAUACUCGAAAAGCUGCAGCCGAAUACAAAUUUGGAAGCCCUUGAAAUUGUGCACUACACAGGUACUCAGUUUCCAACUUGGUUGGGAGAUCCUUCAUUCUUCCACCUAGUUUCUCUGUCACUUAAUCAUUGUAAAUAUUGCCACAUAUUGCCAUCACUUGGACAGCUUCCAUAUCUUAAAGAACUACAUAUUUCAAAGUUUAAGGAGCUAGUUAGCAUUGGACCUGAAUUUUAUGGAGUCAGUGGCUGCACAGGGAAUCAACAUUUUCCUUCUCUUGAAAUUCUAACAUUUUAUGGCAUGCCAGCAUGGGAGAAAUGGAUUCAUGCAGGUGAAAGUGAAGGCUGCAAAGUUUUCCCUUGUCUCAAAGAGCUUCAUUUGGAGGAAUGUCCACAACUAUCUGGUGAUUUGCCUACUUUUCUUCCUUCUCUUACAAAUCUUACCAUGAGAUACUGUAAUCAGAUUUCAACUUCACUCCCAAAAGCUCCGGCUAUGCGAUCAUUACAUGUUGAUAACUGUUGGAAAGUAGAAAUCCUAGAAGAACUAAUGGGGUGCCGGGAAUCACUUGAAUCAUUAGAGAUAUACAAUAGCUGCCACUCUCUGAAGUCUUUCCCACUAGAUUUCUUCCCCUAUCUUAAGUCCUUGGUAAUCUGGGGAUGUGAAAAUCUAGAAUCUCUAACUACUUCAGCGCCACAGACGGAGGGAACACUCGAGCUUCUAGCAUCUCUAAAUUCAUUGUGCAUAUGGAGAUGUCACAACUUUGUGAACUUUCCUCAUGCAGGAUUGCCUACACCAAACCUUGCUUCUUUGAAAGUUCGCUACUGCAGCAAGUUAAGUUCACUUCCUAAACAAAUGCAUACUCUUCUCCCAAGUUUAAAGGAACUCCAAGUUUGGAGUUGUCCAGAAAUCAAGUCACUUCCAAAUGGAGGUUUGCCAACUAAUUUGAAGUCAUUCAAGAUUAGAGAUUGUGACAACCUCUUUGCUCGCCGGCUGGACUGGAAUAUGUCGUGCUUGGCCUCGCUCGAGCACUUUUCAGUUGAGGGAAAAUGUGAAGAUGUUGAGUCGUUUCCAGAGGAAGGUUUGCUUCCUUCCACACUAACACAACUGGAGAUUCAAGGUUUAUCAAACCUUAAAACUUUGGAUAUGAAAGGGCUUCAAAACCUCACUUCUCUCAAGAAAAUUCAGAUCCUUGAUUGUUGUAAGCUUGAGUCACUAGGAGAAGGAGGAACAUUGCCUUUAUCUGCAGUUGAUCUUGAUAUUUGGAAGUGUCCUUUACUGAAAGAGCAGUGGCAGAGAGAGAACAAGCCCAACAUUUCUGGCAACCAUGGCAUUUGGAUCUGUGACCAAUACAUUGAAGUGGAUGAGCAGCAUGAUUUGUAGAUAAUGAUCCCAAUUCCCAAGUGUUGACAGAAUUUAUACCCUGCAAUUCAACAUAAAUACUUCAUGAUCUGCACAACUUAGUAAUUGGCAACAGCAAGUUAAUUCAUAAGGUUUGUAUUAUAUGUUAGUAUGACUUCAUAUUUUAAAAGCAUGAUUCCAAUAAUUCAAAAGAUAAUUCUGCUAAUGAAAACCGAGAUUCUGCUAUGAGAAAAUUGGUCAAGUUAAAAGCCAAGAGUCUAAUUAAUAAUUACCCUUAAAUCAAAGUAGUAGACUCACACAUAACAUAAGGAGUAAAGAAUGCUUCUUAUUUCUAAUGUUUGUGAUUUUCUUGUUUGUAUCAAAAUUAUCCAUGAUCGAUAACUCCAUCUAAAACAUUAAAAACAAAAUUGAAAACAUAAAAGGAUAAUUCUGACACAAAUAUGUGCAACA
Molecule: messenger RNA, 4264 nt
Organism: Arachis stenosperma
Lineage: Eukaryota; Viridiplantae; Streptophyta; Magnoliopsida; Fabales; Fabaceae
Product: putative disease resistance RPP13-like protein 1
Exons: 2
Coding region: 245-3835 (1196 amino acids)
Biological process (GO): defense response to other organism
Molecular function (GO): ADP binding
Source: RefSeq, a predicted model, not a curated record